Aspergillus mulundensis is the source of this 492-nucleotide messenger RNA. RefSeq lists its product as uncharacterized. Lineage: Eukaryota; Fungi; Ascomycota; Eurotiomycetes; Eurotiales; Aspergillaceae. The coding region runs from base 1 to 492 and encodes 163 amino acids. The transcript has 3 exons. The record is from RefSeq and is a predicted model, not a curated record.
AUGUUCGCCAGCAUUGCCAGCAUUGCCAACAUGUUCCGCCUCCAGGCUCUGGUCAUGACUAUCCUGGCUAUCCUCGUUUGCACCGUCACGGCUGACUCCAUCGUUGGCUGCUACCCCAAAGAAUACGGAGCGAACGGGGUGGAUGCCAAGUCGUACUUCAACUUCUUCCUGGAUAGGGACACUGACAUCACGGUUCCCGCGGCGUCAUGCGUGCGCCCGUUCUGCCAAGAGGAUAUCUACGGCAACCCGAAUACCGGUGUCUGGGUGUGUAAUGAUAACGACGACAUCGAAAUGACAGUCCUGCGCGAUGACUACAUCGCCGGCGGAAACCAGAUUUUCGAGAAAUGCGAAACUAAGGAUCACCUCGUUGGCGGCACUAUCGCUUCCCCCGACAAGAAGAUCCGCAUUGCGAUCAUUAGGGACGAUCACUGUCUCGAUUACAAGCCUCCUACCGGUGUGCCGCCUGGAAAGGAGGUGGUGGAUUACUAUUGA